ACCGCAACCACCCAUCAACCUCUCAUUAGAUGUCAACUGACUAAACAGGAUUAAAGUCAAAGCCUCUUUCUGUCCUUCCACCUGACUCAGCGUCAGUUUGUUGCAUUUCUGAACAAAUGAAGGUCGGAGACGAAGAGUGACAAUGAAGCUGCCCAGGUGGUUUCUGGGAGUGUGUUUGUGGUUGCUAAGUGUUGCAGAGGUUUGGACUGCUACCUUCAAGUUGGCUCUGAUCGGCCCCUGGUCCUGUGAUCCGAUGUUCUCCAGGGCAAUGCCAACGGCAGCAGCCAACUUGGCACUGUCAAGGUUACGGAGUGACAGCAGUCUGAGCAGAGGAUAUUGGUAUGAUGUCAAACUGCUAGAUGAGGACUGUUCCACUUCGAAAGCUUUGGCAGAACUUGGUGACAUGGAAGGUUACGGCCACGCCUACAUUGGACCCUUUAAUCCCAUGCUUUGUCAUGCUGCCUCUUUAUUGGCUCAACACUGGGAGGUGGGGCUUGCAUCGCCUGGCUGCCUGGAUGCUGACUGGCCAAACCUCCCGCCUGUCACCCCACCCAGCAGAGUCCUGUUCAGUGUUCUCAGCUUCUUUCACUGGGCACAUGUUGGCAUCAUUUCAGCUCCGGUUGACAUUUGGACAAGCACCGGACAGGAAGUGGCCUCCGCCCUCAGGGAACUUGGCUUGCCCGUUGGUCCGGUUCUUACCAUGGAAACCAGGAGCAGCGAUGGACCUCAGCAUGCACUCGAAGCAAUCAGGCAGGCAGACAAGGUCAAAGUGGUGAUAUUAUGCAUGAGCUCUGUUCUUGUCGGUGGGGAGGAUCAGAGAAAGCUUCUUUUGGCUGCUCUGGACAUGGGGAUGGUCUCAGAAGGUUACGUCUUCAUUCCAUACGACGCCCUCCUCUAUAGUCUGCCCUACCAGGACACGGUGUUCCCCCAACUGACCAACAGCACCCAACUUCGUCAUGCUUACAGCUCCGUUCUGACUGUCACCAUGGCAUCUGAUCAGAAUUUCUACAAAGCCUUUCGUCAGGCUCAAAUGAACCGAGAGAUCCGAUCUGCGGUGGCAGCAACUGAGGUGUCUCCGCUCUUUGGGACCAUCUUCAACAUGGUUUACUUCGUCGCUAAGGCUGUAGAGGAGCGUCGCCAGGCAGCCGGUGGACAUUGGGUGACAGGUGAUCAAUUGGCCCAGUCAGAUGGAGGUUUUGACUACCAGGGAUUUAAUCAGGUGUUGCAUGGCGGUAGAGACGGCAGUGGUUUGCAAGCCGCAUACGUGGUGUUGGACAGUGAGGGAGAUCGACUGGUGCCGACACACACACUUGCUCCGACACAAACCGAUGGAUCUGUCAGCUACCUGAGGAAGCUGAGUCGCUCCUUUGUCUUCCCGGGAGGAAAACCCCCGAGUGCCGCUUCCUGUUGGUUCAACCCUGAUGAGGCUUGUGGAGACUCGGAUGCUGUGAUGAGCUUCUUUGGCUGCAUAUUGCUCUGCCUUCUGAUUGGAGCCAUUUACUUUUGGAUCAGGAAACGCAGGAUGGCGGAGAACAUGACAAAACUCAUUCUGACAUUGGAUGACAUUGUCUUCAUCGACACUCAAGUCAGCAGGAAGAAGCUGAACGACGAGUCAAUCAUGAGGAGUCUUCUCGAAAUUAAAACUCCAUUCCGCUCGAUUGCCAGAAGCUACAUAUUGACGACACCCGAGAGCUCAAAUAUCGGAAUACUGGAGGGCGACUGGGUUUGGCUGAAGAAGAUCCCGGGAGGAAGGACGGUUGCAGCUGUCAAUCAAAACACACUGAAACUCUUCAGCAAUUUAAGAGAAAUGCGACAUGAAAAUUUGAACCUCUACUUGGGAAUGUUUGUGGACUCGGGGAUCUUUGCUCUCGUGGUUGAACACUGCCCUCGCGGCAGCCUGGCGGACCUUUUAGCUGAUAGCGAGAUGAGGUUGGACUGGAUGUUCAAGUCGUCUCUAUUGAUGGACCUCAUCAAGGGGAUGAAGCAUCUCCACCUACGAGGUUUAAGUCAUGGUCGACUGAAGUCCACAAACUGUCUAGUUGAUGGACGCUUUGUUCUGAAGAUCAGUGAUUAUGGACUUCACAUGAUCCUUCACUCAGAGAGACUCAUCCUUCCUGAGGACUCACAAGACCUGCUGUGGACCGCUCCUGAGCUUUUGAGGUCUCCAGUCAGAGGAGGUUCAAAGGCCGGGGACGUGUACAGUUUCCAGGAAGUGAUUUCGCGAACGCCACCCUAUGCCAUGAUGGACAUGCCUGCUGACGAGAUCUUGGAGAGGUUGAAGCAGCCACCUCCUCUUUGCCGGCCGAUCGUUUCGGUGGAUGAAGCUCCAGCCGAAUGUCUCAAUCUGAUGAACGAAUGUUGGAAUGAAGAUCAUGCCAAGAGGCCGAGCUUCGAUGACAUUUUCAAACAGUUCCGAGGCAUCAACAGAGGCAAGAGGGCAAACAUUAUUGACUCCAUGUUACGAAUGUUGGAGCAAUAUAGUUCAAACCUGGAAGAUCUAAUCCGUGAAAGAACUGAUGAGCUCGAGGUGGAGAGAACCAAGACGGAUAAGCUCAUAGGACAACUGCUGCCAAAGUCCGUGGCUCAGGCUCUCAAGAAAGGGAAGCCAGUUCGCCCGGAACAUUACGCCGAUUGCACUCUUUACUUCAGCGAUAUUGUUGGAUUCACAACCAUCUCUGCUCUCAGCGAACCCAUCGAGGUCGUGGACCUGCUGAAUGACCUCUACACCAUGUUUGAUGCCAUCAUUGCUUCUCAUGAUGUCUACAAGGUUGAAACGAUUGGUGAUGCCUACAUGGUAGCAUCCGGCGUUCCCAACCGGAAUGGAAAUCGCCAUGCAGCUGAAGUAUCUAACAUGUCGCUGGACAUCCUGCACGCCAUUGGAGCGUUCAAGAUCAAACAUAUGCCGGAAAUUAAAGUGAAGAUACGAAUUGGACUUCACUCUGGUCCAGUUGUGGCAGGCGUGGUGGGUCUCACGAUGCCCAGGUACUGUCUGUUUGGAGACACUGUGACCACAGCUUCUCUUAUGGAAUCCAGUGGACUUCCCUACAGAAUCCACAUCAGUCUGAGUACAGUGAAGGUUCUGACGAGUCUCAAACAGGGUUACCACAUGGAGACCAGAAAAGCUCAGGUGAAAGGUUCAGAGGACACCUACUGGCUGGUGGGGAGAGACGACUUCAAUAAACCUCUACCUGUCCCUCCAGACCUUCUGGGAGGGGCCAGUAACCACGGUAUCAGCCUUGAUGAAAUCCCAGUUGAAAGAAGACAGAAGUUUCUGGACCGACAGAAGAAGAUGAAGAAAUAGACUUUGCCAACGGACACGCACAUACACAUAUACACACUACCUCUAAGUUUAUGAUGCAAAUCUAAAACAAAAAACAAGCAAAAAAAAAAUCCAUGUGGACAUUAGGCUUCCUGAUCACUGUUUGUGCCUCUUGUGGUUCUUGCAAUAGUGAAACGUGUUGCAAUGAAAUUAUAUUUUUCAGUGCAUGAUCUUAAUAGGUGCUUUUUACUCAAUUAGUGUUUCUGUCUAUCUACAGUAAAACUUUUCAAAUGUCAAAAAUCACAGUCCAUUCCAGGACAGGUCAAUUUCCACCUUGUUUCCAUUCAAAAAACAUUUUCCGAAUGCAAAUAAUAGCAGUAGAAAGAAUCAAGCUGAUGCCAUCAUAAAACCGUUAUUAACCUUAGAGGCAAUGUUUUAAAUAACUAAGACACAGUAAUAUUCUUAAUGGUCAUAUAAGAAAAAAAUGUGUUCACCACUGUUAAUAUUCUGAUGUAGAAAGAUUCACUUGUAACUUUAGUGACAAAGUGAUGGUUAGAGGCAACUCAUUUUUCAUGAAUGUCACACAAGUCUGAAACAAAGUUAACUGUAGCUUGUAAACGAAAUAAAAAGCUGCCUUGCCUUUGUUGUUGGUCCUC
This is a messenger RNA of Doryrhamphus excisus (bluestripe pipefish), 3915 nucleotides long. Its product is annotated as retinal guanylyl cyclase 2-like. The record is from RefSeq and is a predicted model, not a curated record. NCBI's taxonomy places the organism in Eukaryota, Metazoa, Chordata, Actinopteri, Syngnathiformes, Syngnathidae. Gene Ontology annotation, cellular component: plasma membrane. Gene Ontology annotation, molecular function: ATP binding; protein kinase activity; peptide receptor activity. Gene Ontology annotation, biological process: protein phosphorylation; cGMP biosynthetic process; intracellular signal transduction.